Messenger RNA from Scophthalmus maximus (turbot), 2176 nucleotides. Its product is annotated as cyclin-Y-like protein 1. Gene Ontology annotation, biological process: regulation of canonical Wnt signaling pathway; regulation of cyclin-dependent protein serine/threonine kinase activity. Bases 56 to 1090 code for a protein of 344 amino acids. The record is from RefSeq and is a predicted model, not a curated record. The transcript has 10 exons. Lineage: Eukaryota; Metazoa; Chordata; Actinopteri; Pleuronectiformes; Scophthalmidae. Gene Ontology annotation, molecular function: cyclin-dependent protein serine/threonine kinase activator activity; protein kinase binding. Gene Ontology annotation, cellular component: plasma membrane.
UCAGUUGCAUGGGACACGGCGCCGGCGGUAGCGGGACAGUUGUCGCAGGCCAACGAUGGGGGGCUCGGUGUCUUGCUGCAUCUCCCCCGGGGAGAGUCCCAAGAUCCACAGGAGGGAGGUGGAGCUGGAGGAGUGUCCCAUCACCACCGCCGAGGACGUGAGCGAGGACACCGGGACCUACCUGCAGCACAUCAGCGACAGGGAGCUCCCGGACGAGCUGGCCCAAGAGACCAACCCGUCGGACAACCCCAGAGCCAGCACGCUCUUCCUCAACAAGUCGCAGACAGACGUGCGGGAGAAAAGAAAGAGUAACUACCUGAAUCAUCAGACGUCCCCGGGGCUCCUGACGAAGAAGUACAGCUCCUGCUCAACGAUAUACAUCGACGACAGCACGGUCAGCCAGCCCAACCUCAAGAGCACGAUCAAAUGCGUCGCACUGGCCAUAUACUAUCAUAUAAAAAACAGAGACUCCAACCGCUCGGUGGACAUAUUCGACGAGAAGAAGUACCCUCUGUCGCGAGAAAAGAUCCCUGAUGACUACUCCGUGGUCGACCCGGAGCACAAACUCAUCUACCGCUUCAUCAGGACGCUCUUUAGCUCCGCGCAGCUCACCGCCGAGUGCGCCAUCGUCACCCUGGUGUACCUGGAGAGGCUGCUGACCUACGCCGAGAUGGAUAUCUGUCCCUGCAACUGGAAGCGCAUUGUUCUCGGUGCCAUCCUGCUGGCCUCCAAAGUCUGGGACGACCAGGCCGUGUGGAAUGUGGACUACUGCCAGAUCCUCAAAGAAAUGACCGUGGAGGACAUGAACGAGAUGGAGCGCCACUUCCUGGAGCUGCUCCAGUUCAACAUCAAUGUGCCGGCCAGCGUCUACGCCAAGUAUUACUUUGACCUGCGCUCGCUGGCCGACGACAACAACCUCAGUUUCCCCCUGGAGCCGCUCAGCAACAAGAGGGCCCAAAAGCUGGAGUAUACUUCUAGUAUCCUCGAUUUUCCAAGAGACGUUGCCGACGGACGCAGACCGAAAUGCCUCCGGAGGCAAUUGGAUAGACCUACAACCAGUGAGAGCAACGAAUCAUGUGACGUCUCUUGAGCGACGCGGAAAUGUCAACAGACUAGAGCAGAGAGGAGACGCCUGUGAUGAGGAUUCCACAAUGUCUGUGAACGAGUUUUGCCGUUUUUCUGGGAGAAAUUUGAGAAUAUCGGGUACCUUUAGUCACAAAUGCCUGUUCAUCAGCGGCAGUCUUGGUUGUUUACAAAAGUCGCUUCUCUCCGCGUCGUGGUAUAAACCCCUCCCAUUAUCAGAUUAUCGGUUGUGAUUGGACCGGCAAGAUUUCUGCCGGUGGGAAAAUCCCUUCCCAGUGGAGGGGAGCCAGACCGUAGUAUGGCAGAGCAAAUGAAAUGAAUUCUUCUGGGUCCCAGGCUGGUAUACUUCUUGUACUCGUACCCGGGCAGUAACAUAUUUGUGCUCUACGAUAUUGUCUCUAGGCCAUCUCCAGGCUGUGCGAGGACAAGUACAAGGACCUGGGUAAAUCUGCCAUGAGGAGGUCCGUCAGCGCCGACAACCUGGUCGGCGUCAAGAAGACCCACGCCGUGCUCUCUUGAGUCUGCGGCGGCGGUCUCAACUGCGACCAGGAGGUGGAACGACGGGACGUGGCGCCGCGCUCAACGGGUUCAUCGAGAGACAUUUCCAAAGUAUGUUUCGUUAACACGAGCAGGAGGAAUAACCCCCCCCCCCCCACAUAUGUUUACCACACAGUAUCUCUAAAAUAUAACAAUGUGUUCGUCACAGAGAACUUCAGGUGUCUACCUUUAAAAAGCAUGGUCAUUUGAUGACAUUUCGCAGACUUUUCGUUUUCAAAGUGUGGACGUCUUAUCUUUGGAAGGAUUCAGCACGAAAAUGCUUCCCGAUGCAACAAAUUCGGGACCUCGUCUUCUUUUCUUUCUUUUCACUUUCCCCGCUCAGUCGUCUGGGGAGUAUCUUCUCUGGCUCCGUGCCAGCGGCUCCCCCCCUCUCCUCAAUUCAGACGACGAUAAAACUGAACUACCCUGUGGUGUGUAGCUCUGCACACGGACUGCACAAGACUUUGUUUUGCUUACUAUGUAGGCCCCUAUAGCUGUGAAAUGUACAAGACUUUAUUUAAUUCCAAAAUAAAUUUCAGUCGCUGUUCAAAUUCCA